AUGGGCGGCGACAGCAAAGAGCCGAAUCUACAAGAGAACCGCCGGGCUGCGGGAGGCGCAUCCAGUGCGAAGACGUCGGCCGCCGGAGCGAACGGACUGAGCAUCGUGUCUCCCCCGGGUUCAAGGACGCCACCCAGCAUGCCUGCGAAAAAGACGCUCUUCUUUCCAGACAAUCUAGGAGGACGACAAAGGAACCAAAAUGGCUCCGAGCCUAUUGAUCCUGACGCCUUGACGAAGGCACUGAAGGAAUAUGAAGACGCCGGUCGCUCUCGCGAGAGAACACCAGGAACCAGUCCGAGUCGAAAAAGACAGCGAGUUUACGGUGAUAGGUUCAUACCAAAUCGAGAGGGACAGGACCUUCAAGCGACGUAUAGCUUACUUCAUGAGGACGGUUGCCCUUCCACACCAUCGAAAUCAAAAAGACGCGCACCCCACUCAGAGCUACACUUCCAAAAGACGGAAGAAGCAAACAGGAUGUAUUCCCGCGUGUUGCGAAGCGAACUUUUCGGAAAUACCGUCCCUCAAGCCGACCUUGAUUCUUUAUCUCCAGACCACCUCCUAGGCAUGAGCAGCGGGAUUAAUGACAAAACCCGCUCUCACACGCCGCCUUCACAUGCUAUCUCGAACCUACCGCCCGCCAGCAUAACACCAUCAACCCCUCAUAAAAACCUAUUCAACUACGCCUCCCCACGCGCUGGAUCAGGACACCCAACCCCUUCAAAGACCCCUCGAAGUCAGCAUGGCCCGAACUUGAACGUGCGAUCCGAGCUUUACAGCCUAUCCCCCAUCCGUUACGACAGCCAACGUAUUCUUGAGACCCCUCGCAAACAGCCACGUUAUGUGAAUAAAGUCCCGUACAAAGUCCUCGAUGCGCCUGACCUACAGGACGACUUCUAUUUGAACCUUGUCGACUGGGGCAGCAGCAAUGUGCUUGGCGUCGGGCUAGGAAAUUCCGUGUAUAUGUGGAACUCACAGACGGGAAGAGUAACAAAGUUAUGUGAGCUCAAGGAUGAUACCGUGACCAGUGUCAGUUGGAUACAGAGGGGUACACAUCUUUCCAUAGGCACUGGGAAGGGUCUGGUUCAGAUUUGGGACGCAGAGCGAUGUCGCCGUCUUCGGACAAUGAUUGGCCAUACCAACCGCGUUGGUGCUUUGGCAUGGAAUGACCAUAUCCUAACAUCGGGAUCGAGGGACCGUCUAAUCUUCCACCGUGAUGUCCGCUCCCCAGAUCAGUACCUCCGUCGACUGUCUGGCCACAAGCAGGAGAUUUGUGGUCUUCGAUGGAACACAGAAGACGGCCAGUUGGCUUCUGGUGGGAAUGACAAUAAGCUCCUCGUUUGGGACAAAUUGAACGAGACGCCACUAUAUCGCUUUUCCGAUCAUACUGCGGCUGUUAAGGCGAUUACAUGGUCUCCUCACCAACAUCAUCUUCUCGCCUCCGGUGGUGGAACAGCCGAUCGAACCAUCAAAUUCUGGAAUACAGCCACCGGGUCCCUCAUCAAAGAAGUAGACACCGGUAGCCAAGUUUGUAACUUGGCGUGGUCCAAGAACUCGGACGAAAUCAUCAGCACACAUGGCUACAGUCAGAACCAGAUCGUGAUCUGGAAAUAUCCUCGCAUGGAGCAGAUUGUCUCCUUGACUGGACAUACCUUCCGUGUUCUCUACCUGGCAAUGAGCCCCGACGGUCAAACCGUCGUCACUGGCGCUGGCGACGAGACCCUGCGUUUCUGGAAGAUAUUCAACAAACGGCCUGGAAGGGAACAUGGGCGUGAAGGAAGCAAGUUGGCAGAAUGGGGUACCAUUCGGUGA
This is a messenger RNA of Aspergillus terreus NIH2624, 1809 nucleotides long. RefSeq names its product WD40 repeat domain-containing protein. Gene Ontology annotation, biological process: positive regulation of ubiquitin protein ligase activity; anaphase-promoting complex-dependent catabolic process; positive regulation of anaphase-promoting complex-dependent catabolic process. The record is from RefSeq and is a predicted model, not a curated record. Lineage: Eukaryota; Fungi; Ascomycota; Eurotiomycetes; Eurotiales; Aspergillaceae. Gene Ontology annotation, molecular function: ubiquitin ligase activator activity; anaphase-promoting complex binding; protein binding. Gene Ontology annotation, cellular component: anaphase-promoting complex. The transcript has 4 exons. The coding region runs from base 1 to 1809 and encodes 602 amino acids.